Molecule: messenger RNA, 2246 nt
Organism: Hemibagrus wyckioides
Lineage: Eukaryota; Metazoa; Chordata; Actinopteri; Siluriformes; Bagridae
Product: contactin-6-like
Exons: 4
Coding region: 875-1546 (223 amino acids)
Source: RefSeq, a predicted model, not a curated record
CUCCACUUUGACAUGCAUAAAGACCAGCACAGAGGUGUUGACUACUUUUGUUGUAUUUCACACCCUGGUCAAGACAGCUGUGGUAGAAACCUUAGAACACAUACACAGUGGUUUCUGGUAACUGCACAAUGGCUAUUUUAAAACUUGAGGAAAAAGUUGAUGCAUGUCAGAUUUAGCAACGGAAAUGUGUUCAAGCGCUGUACAAAUGCAGUCAUUAAAUACACAUUUUAGAUAUUACAACGCAGAUGUUUCCUGAAAUGCACAUCCUGCUUCCAUUUGUGUAUGUUAUCUAUAACUAUCCAUUAUUAUUAUUUAAUUUUAUAUGUAAUUUCAUUCAGAUAAGUGAAUUUAGGUAUCUUGGACAUUCCAGUGUUGAAGAAUCAAAUCCAGUCUCUCCAUGUCAUAUGGAUGCAGUGGUUUAGUGUCUGUCCUUUUGUAAUAGUUUCUUUUCUGCAGUAGUAAGUCUGUUAAGGGUCUGUGGUGUGAGAAAGAACCACUAUAUUUUAGUUUACAGGCUCUUACACAUCACAGACCCUUUAUAACACAUUUAAACAAUUCAAGAUUCAGAGUUAGGAUCUGUACUGCUCUCUAGGAUUUUCACAGUAUCCCACUACCAAUAGCAUGUGUGAUAUUCAGUAAUAAAAAUAAAGACAUUUUCCCCUCAAACAGAGUCAUGCAUAUUUGUUUCUUAUCUGUCUGUGUGAAACCAUGUGAUCCUGACAUCAGAGUACUUCUGCAAUGACUGUGCUUAUAACAGUCAGUACAUAGCACUGCUGCAGCAGUUUGUGCUUAAAACUCUUCACCUUUUUUAAUAUUAAUACUAGAAAUCUCAUUCCUUCCAGAGUACUUGGUGUUCAUUAGGAUUAUCUCUACAAUGGCAGAAGUUGACUUUUUUAUUGUGACGUUUCUUCUCCUGACAUUUGUUGACAGAGGGGUUGAUGGUGGGAACGUGACUGGAGUGUUACAUGGGCGAGUGGCGCUUCGAGGACGCUAUGGACACAAUACAGAUUUGGAAAAAGUGGAAUGGACUAAAUAUGCACCUGAAAAUUCAACAAAGAAAUUGCUACGUGUGGCUAUUAACCCAUACAAUGUUACAUGCUUUCCUUCCUGCCAAACGUUUUAUUUUAAUUUACAGUCUAUGAGUCUUAUUUUGUUUCCUUUAACAAAGAAAGAUGAAGGCAUUUAUGAGGAGAGAGCCACAUUUAAAAAUCAAACUUUUCUACGUUUCAAUAUCACAUUAUCUGUGCAGCCUGCAUCAAAAAUCAGUGUCUCUUCUUCUCCUGGAUCGCUGACCCUGAAGUGUGAUAUCAGUGACGACUUUAAGCUGCUGCAGUGGUUCAGAAAUGACCUUCCACUACCAGAUGACCAGAGAUUCUCCCUCACUGAGAACAACAAGACCAUGCAGGUGUCCAACUUCAACAGUUCAGACUGUGGCAACUACACCUGUCUAAUUUCAAAUGAAUACGGAACAUCAGCGGCGUACUUUAAUGUCAGCGAUGAUGUCUGUGAAAACGUACCACUUUCCUUGUUUUGUGAAGCAGUUUAAUCUACGUUUGCAAAAAUUAUGGUAAAUAUGACAUUCAUUACAGAAAAACAAAACAUUAAUAUUAAUCAAAUAAUUACCCUGAAUACAAUAUGAAAAGAAAAAAAAAACUAUUUCAAGCCAUACAUUUUCAUUCUUUUGCCUUAAAACACAGCAGGUAAUGUUUCAUUGUUUAGAUUACAUCAGUAAUUUUGACUAAAGUGUGUAUUGUGGACAUUCAUCACGAAGAAGCUGUUACUCCGACUCCUCCCAUCAUUCUGAGCAGACUGAAGACUCUGGCUACUCAACCAUCACAAAUAUUUUGGAGAACACACAGCCUUCACAAAUGACAUGAACACCAAUCUACAGGUGUAAAACAUAACGUAAUAGGAGACUGAUGCAUGUGUUUCAUUACUAUGAAGCUAAGCUUAGUUCUGUCUAACUCCAGCGGAUUUCUGCCUGCUUUCAUUUGCAGCGUAUAAUGAUUAAUACAUGUUUGGUUUGCAGUCUGUGAAUUUUUCUCAUGCUCAUAAUUACAAACUGCUGUUCAGCAGCCACUGUUUGCAUUCAGCUUAAUGAAUACAAGUCUGACAUAAAUAAAUAAAGUGCAGUAUAACACAUUUUGUUGAAAUCUGCAGUUAUUUGUAUACCAAGCAUAGUAUGUUACUGCUGGUUAACAUUCAGCGUUGGUAUAUAGUUUAGUUUUGCAGCAUAGACAUUUGAA